GUGUAUGCAAAUCACAUGUUGUGUCAAUAUUAUUAUUAUUGUAAAAUCUAUGUAAGUUCUCAAGUGAUAAAAUCUUCUUUAAAAUUGCUUUAACUAUCUUCAUGCGACUAUAUUAUUUAGUACAUUAUGCAAUAUAUGCACUUUUCCGUUCAAUACUUGUCCUUCAUGUCUACCUUGUCAGCUCAUCCUCCCUUGACGAUUUCUUCCCGUACACUUACCUAACAGAGGAUAUGAAAAAAGCUGGUUUUAAUGAUGGAGUUAGAGACUACAACUUUGUUUUCCCAAAGAAAGUCGAUGCCGGUGAUUCGCUACUAUCAAACUUCUACAAUAUUGAAGACCACGAUGAUACCCACACAAGCGAAAAAGAGAGAAGGUGCGAUGUGCUGUAUCCAGUAAAAUAUCUGCUGUCACUUGGAAACAAAGAUCAAUCUGAAGAUUUAGAACUGCAAAUUGAGCUGACACCAAAUGUUGAGUUGGCACCUCGCUCACUGGUGAUUGAGCGCCUGGAUAAGGCCUCACGACUGGAUGUUGGCAAGGCAAAAUUACAGCAAUUGGGCGAUCUCCGUUGCUAUUUUGUUGGUCGCGUUACUGAUCAACCAGGGUCUUCUGUUGCUUUAUCUGCUUGCGGCAGAGGUUUGCUUGGAGUUGUACAGACGAAGGAUGAUAGAUUUUUCAUUCAACCUCUUUCCACUAGGAAAUCACUUGAAGGAAACAAUAUGCACAUUGUCUACAGAAAAAAGAGUAAACAUAGUAGAAAGCUACCUCAUUGUUUGGUAAAAGAGCCGAUUGAAGAUCAGCCUGAGAAUAUAGAAAAAUAUCUAAUUGCAAAGUCCGAGAUAUCAAAACCACCCAAAUCAAUAUCUACUUAUUCGCAUGAUCUUUAUAAUUUUGAGAAAGCGAUUGCAUCCCCAAGAAUCGUACCUGAAUUUGCAAAUUAUGAGACUUUUGAGAAAGACAAACCUUUGCAGAGGCUCGAAAUUGUAAACAGAAUUGGGGAUAAUUUCACAGGAAAUAAUAAUAAUUUUAUUGAAUCAUUUUCCAAUGACUUCUUGCUGGGAAAUUUGGAAUCGAAUAUUGCAAAUGAAAAUGAAUUGGAAUCCGAGAAAUAUAGAAACCUUGAUAAUGUAAACAAGCUUCAUUCUAACACUUCGAUUAUAAGAAAAAGGAGAGAUGCUAGUGAGAUCUCAGCAGUACGAAAUCAACAGAAUAUUACUCCACUGGACGUUUUUGGUGAGAGUAUAACGACCAACUCCUCUCAGGCUGAUAGUAAAAUUAUAAACCUUGAAUCACAAGAAGAUAUCUCGACAUUAGGAGAUUCACAAAAUGGCACCUUGAGAUUAGGCAGAAGUUGUGAAUUUGUGCAGCACAAAAGAAAAAUUGAACCAGUUUAUGAUGUGAGAGUGCUCAUGGUUGCAUCCAAACAUUUUUGCGACCAGUUUGACACAUUUGAUGUGGAAACCCUGAUUUUGACGCUCAUGAAUAUGGUACACUUGCACUUUCAUGAUGCUUCAAUCGGACAACUUAUUUAUGUCAAAAUUGUCAGAAUAAUUUUCAUUCAGUACAAUAUGGAAGAGUUGGACGAAAGGAAGCACUCAUUGGAAGAUUUGUUCGCCAACUUUUGUAAAUUUCAAGACCGGGUCAAUCCACUGUUAACUAACCACCCCAACCGACACGACAUAGCUAUCUUCCUCACUCAAAGCGCGUCACACAACAAGUGUGGCAAUCCUCCAGUCUACGGAGCCACCUAUUCGAAAAGUGUUUGCCGGGAUGAUAAGAGAUGCAUACUGGUCACUAACCAUGGCCUCCUCACAGCAAAUAUCAUCACACAUGCUCUUGGUCACAGUUUUGGUGCAGUCCACGAUGACGGUUCGGAAGGCAACUGCCAGUCGAAAUCGGAAGAGGGGAGCAGUUACUUGAUGGCCCCCACCAUUACAUACAGUGCCACCACCUGGUCGCUUUGCAGUCGCCGCGCCAUCAGUCGCUUCGUGUUGCAUCACGCUUCCAAGUGUUUGCUCGGCUACACCAAACCUGUCAACUACCAGUGGACUAGAGAACUGUUGCCAGGGCAGAUUUACACAGCCUCACAGCAGUGCACACUCAACUACCGAAUGCCGACUUUGGCCUGCUUCAAUGGUGAUUUUUGCAGAAAGCUCUACUGCAAGAUGAACGAACACGAGUGUGUAAGCAACGGCGAGCCUCCUGCCGAUGGAACCUACUGUGCUAAGAAUAUGUGGUGUAUGCGAGGCGAGUGCCGGUGGAAGGGCGCUUCCACUGAGGCGGCGAUCAACGGCGGCUGGAGCGAUUGGAGCGACUGGUCUCCGUGUUCGCGCCACUGCGGCGUCGGGGUGCAGCGCGCCAAUCGCUACUGCAACAAUCCGCCGCCGGCCAGGGGCGGCAACAUCUGUGCAGGCCGGCGCACGCGCUAUCGGGUUUGCAACCAACACGUGCCGUGCCCGAUCUCAGAGCCGACGUUUCGUGACGAGCAGUGUCAGCUGACGUCAUCGUACCCGCUGGACGAUGGGGGGAGACGCACCGAUUGGCACGAGUGGGCGGGGGGUCCUGACGCGGAGGACGUGGGAUGUGCGCUCGUGUGCGAGUCGUUCACUGGCAUCGUGGCUGUGCGUGACGUCACUGCGGCCAACGGCACGCCCUGCAAACCCGGCACCAACGAUCUCUGUAUCAGGGGCAGCUGUGUGCCGGUGGGCUGCGACUGGGUGCUGGGCUCACGCACGCGCCGUGACGCGUGUGGCAUCUGUCGCGGUGGCGGCACCACCUGCAAAAUCAUACAAGGAUUCUACUCUGAGAAGAACGGCACCGGAUAUGUGCCUUUCUUGAAGGUGCCUCGUGGCUCAGCAAUGAUAUACGUGAGACAAAUAAAACCAUCGGAUUCACUACUGGCAGUAUCCAGCUCGAAUGCUGGUGACUUCUACCUGAACGGACCCAGAAACGAUGAUGACAUCACCACGCCUGCGCUGUCCAAACGAUUCCAACUGGCUGGAGCUCCCGCCAUCUAUAAAGUCAAAAGCGGCAUGGAGCGUCUCUUCAUUGAUGGAACCGUCCAGGAGGACCUGAUCUUCUUCUUGAAAUUUGGAAAUCUGGGAAACCCUGGAGUAAGAUACCAACUGGCAGUGAACAGAGACAAGAAAUCAGAGUUUGAGCCUUUCUAUUCGUGGCGGUUCAUCGAAUGGCAGCCAUGCUCGCAUCCAUGUGGGGGCGGAUACCAGGUGGCCGAGCCGGUCUGCGUCGAGGAUACCAACGGCAUUGUUGACGACUCGUACUGUCCGGACGAGCUGCGACCAACGCCCAUCACUCGACUGUGCAACUCGUUUCCGUGCAAGCCGCGCUGGUGGGUCGGGCCCUGGUCAAAGUGCGUCAAACGCGCCAACAAACGCAUCAAAACGCGCGCCGUUUUCUGCAUCUUCACCCAGGACUCAACCUCGCCAACUUUCCGCAUAAUCAAAGACUUGCAAUGCACCUGCAAACCAAAACCGCAGUGCUCGAAGCUUUGUCACCCUAAAACGGCGUCCCCUGCUCAGAGUCCUUGUCCUGAUGAGGAAGACACUCCUUUGCAUGCAAAAUCUGCAUACUAUCAACAACAAGAAACUUCUAUGGAAGAGAAUCGUGAUCUGUUUCUGAACAACAAAUGGAAUGAAAGAAUUUCCAACUUUCAUUCAAAUAAUUUAAUCAAUGACCAACCACCUAUACCUUUUGAACAAAUACGAUCACAUGAUAAUUUAGAAAAUAUGUCAUUGUACAUUGAAAAUGAUGAUUUUAGCAAUGAACCUAACAAUGACUCUCGAUUAUCCAAUCAAAUUAUUGAAGGCGAUUUCUCAAAAUUGGAUGUCCAAUUGAAUAAUUCCUCACUAGUGCCGAUAUCAGAAGCUGAAUCAUUCGGUAAUAACUUGGAUUUGGGAAGUAAUUUAGAUGCUAUGGAAGGUGAUAUAGAAGUUCAGAAGAGUUUGGGUGAGAUAUCUGGAAAAAUUAAAAGAAGUUUCAAAUCUACGAACAACAAAGCAGAAUCUUCAAAUGACAAUGAAAUAUUUGAUGAGUUUUUUCUUGAUGCUACCGAUAAUAAUAGCGAGUCAAAAGUGUCAAGCUCUGUGAAAGAUUCUUUAGAACAUAUCACAAAAUCUGCUAUCCAUGGUCAUUCCACCGCAUUUGAGGAACAAAAAAUUGAUAAUAGUCAGAAACAUGUGAGGAAUAAACCUGAAAUCACCAAUGCAAGUGGAGUGGUGAAUUCUCAUCUGAAGAGCAAAGAAGUAAAGAAAUUGACACAAACACCCACAGGAACGUUGUACGGCUUACUGUUGACUAAUAAACUAGGAGAACCACCCACUUUGAAAGUUUCAAAGUCUCUAUCAAAUGCUGAUUCGCCCAGAGAAAACAUGACGGCUCUUUCCAAUCGAAUCAAGCUUGUGGAAGACAACAAGAAAAACAGAACUGAGGAGAGAGAAUUGAGCCCAUCCGAGUUGGCCGAGCGUGUAGCUUCAAAAGUGAAGCAGAAGAUGGAGGCCCAAGAGCGUCCUUGCAAGACCCCCUGCACUGAACGGGCAACAUUCGCAACGGGCCCCACUUGCAAAGUUAGAACUACCACUUGUCGACAUCCAGACCUCUGUUUCCCUACAGCAGCACCCGACACACCUAAAAAAAUUUGCCACGAAAUUAUCGAGAACGAUCUCUCGUCUUUUGUACUGAUCCGCGCUCCCAUUGCAUGCGAACGCUCCAUAAAUGCGUUCAAUGACGGCCUGUACGAGGGCGAUGGAUUGCUUAGCCUUUUGCCUGUCGUCAAUGAAACUUGUCCUAUUUUUCUGAAAGGUGACGCUGCUAUCAAAUAUCUGGAGGAUAGCCGUAGAUGCUUCUCUGGACCAAUUCAGCAAAAUCAUCUACUAACCCUAGUAUAAUAGAAAUUAUUUGGCUGUAUGUAAUGAAAAUUAAAUAAUUUUGAAAGUGU
Messenger RNA from Nilaparvata lugens (brown planthopper), 4951 nucleotides. RefSeq lists its product as uncharacterized. Gene Ontology annotation, molecular function: metalloendopeptidase activity. Gene Ontology annotation, biological process: extracellular matrix organization; proteolysis. Gene Ontology annotation, cellular component: extracellular matrix. The transcript is spliced from 13 exons. The coding region runs from base 102 to 4901 and encodes 1599 amino acids. The record is from RefSeq and is a predicted model, not a curated record. NCBI's taxonomy places the organism in Eukaryota, Metazoa, Arthropoda, Insecta, Hemiptera, Delphacidae.